Messenger RNA from Aspergillus lentulus, 318 nucleotides. The record is from RefSeq and is a predicted model, not a curated record. NCBI's taxonomy places the organism in Eukaryota, Fungi, Ascomycota, Eurotiomycetes, Eurotiales, Aspergillaceae.
AUGGCGCAGGAACGUUCCGGAAUCGUGGUCGGUCUGAACAAGGGCCACAAAACCACCCCUCUGAACACCCCCAAGACCCGGGUCAGCCGCACCAAGGGCCAGUCUUCCCGCCGCACUGCCUUCGUCCGUGACAUCGCCCGCGAGGUUGUCGGUCUUGCCCCUUAUGAGCGUCGUAUCAUCGAACUUCUGAGAAACACUCAGGACAAGAGAGCUCGUAAGCUCGCCAAGAAGAGGCUCGGUACCUUCUCCCGUGGCAAGAGAAAGGUUGAGGACAUGCAGAGAGUCAUCGCCGAGUCCAGACGUGUGGCUGGUCACUAA